This is a messenger RNA of Drosophila miranda, 1828 nucleotides long. It is a transcript of the gene Poc1, whose product is annotated as POC1 centriolar protein homolog. Gene Ontology annotation, cellular component: ciliary basal body; centriole. The record is from RefSeq and is a predicted model, not a curated record. The transcript has 2 exons. Gene Ontology annotation, molecular function: protein binding. Bases 512 to 1756 code for a protein of 414 amino acids. Gene Ontology annotation, biological process: cilium assembly. Lineage: Eukaryota; Metazoa; Arthropoda; Insecta; Diptera; Drosophilidae.
GAUGGUGUGGACAACAGGCAUAAAAACAUAGGCAAAUUGCAGGGUUUGUACGAACCUCGCCGCGCGUGUGAUUGUGGUUGCAAGGUAUAUUAAGCAAAAGGAGUGGUUUUUACAAUGCAUGCGCACCACUUUCUGGGCCUUUUGGCCUGUUGGCCAUACCUUCUUUUUCCUCGCACUAUGUAGCAAAUGUAUUGCUAUCGUGUAGUUGCCAUGUACAAAAUUGAGCAAAUGUUAACAUAAAAAAACAAACAUAACAAAACUAACCAAGAAAACUUGCAAGCAGCAUCUUUUUGGAUCAAAACAAUCCAGUCCAAAAUCCGAGAGGACCCUCUGCAGAAGCCCCACCGCCCGUCAAUUGUUAAUAUUGUUACCUAAGUUACAAAAUAUAUUUUAUCGAUAGGUCGAUCAAUUCUUACGGCAUUUUCUUUCAAACAAAGCGGCAAAAAUUUCAAACUAAUUUGUUAAAAUAACAAAUAAAGGAAUCGAAAAGAGAAACCUAUUAAACGCAAACAUGCAGGGACUGUUCAGAGAUCCGGCCCUCGACCGCCACUUCACUGGCCACUCGGGCACAAUCACCCAGCUCCGCUUCAGCCCCGAAGGGUCUCAGAUCGCGACGUCAUCGUUGGACGGCUCUGUGAUAUUAUGGAACCUGAAACAGGCGGCACGCUGCAUUCGCUUCGGAUCGCAUUCAUCGGCCGUGUAUGGAGUGUCGUGGUCGCCAAAGGGCAAUCUGGUGGCCUCCGCCGGCCACGACCGCACAGUGAAGAUCUGGGAGCCCAAGGUGCGCGGCGUAUCCGGUGAGUUUGUGGCCCACAGCAAGCCAGUGCGUAGUAUCGACUUUGACCCGACCGGCCACAUGAUGCUGACAGCCUCCGACGACAAGUCCGUGAAGAUAUGGCGCGUGGCCAAACGCCAGUUCCUCUCGUCGUUCAGCCAGCAGACCAACUGGGUGCGUGCCGCCAAAUUCAGCCCCAACGGCAAGAUGAUUGCCACCGUGAGCGACGACAAAUCGCUGCGCAUCUACGACGUCAACACUGGAGAGUGCACGCGCACCUUCACCGAAGAGCAGGGCGCCCCACGGCAGGUGGCCUGGCAUCCGUGGGGCAACAUGGUGGCCGUGGCCCUGGGAUGCAACCGCAUCAAAAUCUUCGAUGUGGGCGGCAGCCAGCUGCUGCAGCUGUAUGUGGUUCACUCGGCGCCCGUCAAUGAUGUGGCUUUCCAUCCCAGCGGAAACUUUUUGUUGUCCGGAAGCGAUGACUGCACCAUACGCAUUCUGGAUCUGCUGGAGGGCAGACCCAUAUAUACACUGACUGGCCAUACGGGGGCCGUAAAUGCUGUGGGCUUUUCCCAGGAUGGAGAGAAGUUUGCCACUGGUGGCAACGAUCGCCAGCUGUUAGUUUGGCAGUCUAAUCUGCACACCUACGAUGCCUCCCAGUUCGAGGCCAAGUCUGCCCGGCUCUCCUCCAGCUGCGACACCAGUGUAGCCUCCGAUUACCAGCAGAGCAACGCCAGCAGCACAGCCUUGUCGAACGACCACAGCAUUCGCAUCGAUAUGCGCGAGUCGCAGGCCUAUCAGAGUUUGAACAAAAACUUCCAGGUGCUUGACAGUGAACACACAAAGCUACCACAGACACCAAAAAGUGCCAGCAAAUCUUCUUUGCCUUCUUCGGGUGGUCAGCCGCCGCUGUCGCCCGCCAAACUGGUGUCCAAGGAGUUGGACUUCAAGACUCACAGCACCAGUCCACGCUUUUUUUAGUUUACUAGCCUUACACUGACAUUCCAUCCGUAAUUAAAUUAAAGUCAUAACCAGCCGAACCUUCCGCAGGUA